Molecule: messenger RNA, 940 nt
Organism: Ziziphus jujuba (common jujube)
Lineage: Eukaryota; Viridiplantae; Streptophyta; Magnoliopsida; Rosales; Rhamnaceae
Exons: 4
Coding region: 103-678 (191 amino acids)
Molecular function (GO): acid phosphatase activity
Source: RefSeq, a predicted model, not a curated record
UAAACGGUGCAGUAUUAACCUUCCGAUAGAAACGUAAAAGGAACCAAUAGUUUUAUUUAUCAGUUGGAGAUCUUCUUGUGGAACUCCCAGCGAGCGAGAGAGAUGGGAGACGAAAAGGUGAAGGCAGAGGCUCUGCAGAUAAUAGGGAUGUUCCAAGUCCUUCCCAGACUGGUCGUCUUCGAUCUCGAUUAUACUCUCUGGCCUUUUUACUGUGAAUGUCGCUCCAAACGUGAAAUGCCAUCUCUGUAUCCCCAUGUUAAAGGCAUAUUACAUGCCUUCAAGGAAAAGGGGAUUGAUAUGGCCAUUGCUUCCAGGUCGCCUACUGCAGAUAUAGCAAAAACAUUUAUUGAAAAGUUGAGCAUCAAUUCAAUGUUUGUAGCCCAGGAGAUAUUUUCCAGUUGGACACAUAAGACGGAUCAUUUUCAGAGAAUUCAUUCUAGGACAGGGGUUCCUUUCAACUCUAUGCUAUUUUUUGAUGAUGAAGAUAGGAACAUCCAAGCGGUUUCGAAAAUGGGGGUAACAAGCAUUUUGGUGGGUAAUGGGGUGAAUCUCGGAGCAUUGAGGCAGGGGUUGACAGAAUAUUCCCAAAAUGUGAACAAGAUUGAGAAGAACAAGCAGAGAUGGCGCACAAAAUUCUCCAAAAGUGCUAGUUCAACCGAGGAAAAUGAUCAGAAAUGAACAACUAGAGAUGUUGAAUUUUAUACCAUCAUUUAAGACAUUGAAAUUUGAAAUUGUUCCCUAUAUUUUUGGGGAGUAUUUUAGACAACUACAUUGAGAUUAUGAUUAAUGAUUUGUUGUACCAAUUAUGCAAGUGAAUGCUUUCUAGAUUGAUUCACAGUGUAGCUAAUGAGUUAAAAAUAGGUAUAGAAAAUAUCUUAAUGAUCCUCAUUUUAUAACUUACUAUUUCUCUAUUGAAAUACAUCAUGAUUUGUUGUAUCAA